Molecule: messenger RNA, 3306 nt
Organism: Tetrapisispora phaffii CBS 4417
Lineage: Eukaryota; Fungi; Ascomycota; Saccharomycetes; Saccharomycetales; Saccharomycetaceae
Gene: RAD9
Product: chromatin-binding protein RAD9
Exons: 1
Coding region: 1-3306 (1101 amino acids)
Source: RefSeq, a predicted model, not a curated record
AUGGUCCAAUCUGAUAAGAUUAAUCUCGAGUCAAGUAGCGAUGGCCAACAUGCGCCAAUUGAAACAAAUACUCAUGAUCUAGUCUCCAAAACUGAAAGGAUGCAUACUGAAAGUCAGAAUGUUAUUCAAGAUACUGUAGAAGUGACUAAUAAAACCCCAAAGAAAUCAAUCAUAACAAAAUCUAGUCCGAGAAGAUCCCCAGAUAUAGAAAGAAUAGCAAAGUUUUUUAAAAAGAAUAAGCCAUCAAUUUUAGAUAAUAAUGAGCCACUUAAAAAUAACGGCGAACAUUCAUCGGAUCUUAAUAAUCAGUUUAAAUUGGCGGAAAAUUCUGAUAGAAGCAUUUCUCAAAAUAAGAAUAUCUUUCAUUCACCAUCUAAAGAAAGAGCUACAGUUUCUGAAAAUAAAGCUGCGAGUGAUCUAAGAUUAAAUAUUUUAAACAAAUUAAAUUAUUCAUCAGAUGAAGACACUCCGCCUUCACAAAGAAAAACAAUUAACUUAGAACAGAAUAUUCUCAAUCCCACCAACAUUGUUUCAAGAUUAAAGAAUGCUCAGAAAGAAUUUCCAGAAUUUAAUAUUCCUGAAGAUAGUGCAAUAAAUAACGGGAUUGAAAUCAAUUACAACAUGAGUGAUGAUGCUAAGGGUCUUGAAAGUAAUCGCAUGACCUAUUCUUUAAAAGCUGACCAACCAAUCUCAAAAUAUAAUUCCGUUAAUUCAACGCAAGUUAUGAAUACCCAAGCUGAUAACAACCAAAUACUAUCAAGUGAAAACCCCAAAACUCUAGAUUAUUCUGUUAUAGAUGACACCACAGAUGCAAAUAUUACGACAAGGUGGAUAAAUAAUUCUGAAAAUGAGGAUACAAACGGCAAUAAUUUGCAAACACAACUCAUAAAUACUGUGAAUACACAGAAUAUAACAUUUUCACCGACACAAAUAAUAGAUACUACGUUACAAGAGACUAGUGAAAUAAACACACAGUCCGUGAAUACAGCGACAGUGACGGUGCCUGCUGGAAAUAGUGAUAAAAUCGAAGUAUUAUCAGCCGAUGGGAAUUUUAAAUUGAAAGAAUUCAGCACUCAAAUUUUACCUCCACCUCAACUACCACAAUUACGUAGUUCAAAAGUGUUUACAACGUCACCUAACAAAAUAUUAUCUGAAAAUACUGAACCGUUUUUUAACGAAACGAAAAUGAAUGAUAGUAGAUCAGUGUUUGGCAAAAGUGCAUUUUCUCAGCAACCAGCAGAUGUAUCUUAUUCUAAAUAUCCAAUACGAAACAAACAUCAACCAUCUUUAAAAAUGACAGAUUCAUCACCAACUCCAAGAAACAAUAGUGAUGCUUGGGAAAAUAAUCAACUGUCUGAGUUUCCAUCAUCUGGGAAAAUUUUCCUUCAAGUUUCAAAUAAAACAGGGCUACAUCUCAGUCAAAACAGUAGCGAUUCGUCAUAUCUAGAUACUUAUAAUAAUCUAGUAGUUGCAAGCGAAGCAGAAAUGACACAGGAAUUACCAGAAAUGGAUGAAAAUACCCAAGAAUAUAUGGCCACAAAAGAUGGGGAUCUCCUCACAUCAAGCCAAUACGCCUAUUCCAAUGCUUCUAAGGAUGAGGGUUCAACAAAUAGACUUUCAAAGAGAAAUAAAACAACUCCUAAUACUAUUGUGGACGAUCACACAAACGUAAAAAAACGAUCCAAGGUAUAUGCUAAUGCAAAACAAGAGACCCUUGUAUCAGAUUUGGAAAAGUCUAAUAUAGAUAACGAUUACAUCAAUUUCACAUCAACCAGACAAUUAAAUUCAUCCCCAUCAGCUUUAGUGAAAACUCAUGACUUUCCACAUAGCUUAUUAAGUAAUGAAACGCAUACCCUCACUAAGGAUGACAUCGAAUUUGAUAAUUCAGUUUUAUGCUUCUAUGAUCUAAAUUUUAAAAUAUAUCCUGGAAUAUUGAUACUAAAUAAUAAUGAUUCUGACACUAGUGUUGUUCAGUUUGAAUCCGAGAAAUCGAUCAUAAAAAACAGUGACAUAUUUUAUUUAGAUAUCAAAAUAGGAGAUAUUGUAAAUUGGAAAGGAUCACUAUACAUCAUUUUUAAAUUGGAAUGUAGAUCGUUUGAUGAGAAUACAAUUAGAUGUAUUAGAGGAUAUGAUACUUUAUAUUUAAAGAAAAAAAACCAGACGGGUAAUUUGGGCAAAAAGAUUUUUAUUACUUCUCUUGCAUCAGUGACGUUCAAUGUUAAUGAAUGGACUAAACGUCCAAAACUGAAUUACUUCGAACAGGAAAGUUUAAGUAAAAAAAAUACUCCAAUACGUUUGAGACGAGUAUCAAAUCAUUCAUCUCCUAAUUUCAGGAAGACUACCCCGACUAUCGACAUUAUCACAAAAGAUCAAAAAAAUGAUAACGGUAACGCAUAUUUAGGAAGUAAGGCCCUUACAAAAGUUGGAAGUAGUUAUAAAGGUAAAGAAAACGAUAUCUUUUCAGAUUGCCUUUUCAUAGUAACAGGUGCAUUUCCCGAGAGAGAUAAAAUAAUCAAUAUAAUACAAUCAAACCAUGGUACCAUUCUUAAUGAUGGCUUUUCUUUAUUAUUUCAUUAUUACUCUGACAAAAAAACAACUGAUUUUGUUGCUGAUGAAUAUGACUUACAACUAAACUGGAUAGAUGAAACUUAUUCAAAAAAGUACAAAUUUGCAUGUCUCUUAUCAAGUGAUUUUUCAAGAAGUUUGAAAUAUUUAGAGACUCUUGCACUGAAAUGGCCGACAUUACAUUGGAAAUUUGUACUUGACUGCAUGGAAGAUGAACAAUUAUUGAUUAAUACUAUCUUUCAAUAUCUUCUUCCGGGAGGAUACAGCACACAUUUAAAUUCGGAUUCAAAUUUAACCUCAGGAGUUCUGAAAUCAAGUAAUAUUUUUGAAUAUUUUACCAAAACUUUGACUGGGUCAAAAUUAAGUGAUAUGAUUUCAAGAGAAUCAACUAACGCAGAUAAAUUAUUGAUGGUUGUAGUCGGUAAUUCUUCAAUUAACGAUUUCGUUUUUUUCUCUUUAGCAUCGUUUGGGAUUCGAAAGGCAUAUUUUGUGAAGGAUCCUGAUAAUAUCGAUGACUUUUUUGACGGUUUUUCAAGGAAAAUAGAUGAUAUAAAUAAUGAGUUUUCUGGUACAAUCUUUUUUGCUGAUGGUGACAAUGAAAUGCACAGCAAAGUUAUCAUGCAAUCCAUAAGGGAUUUAUUAUCAUGCAAUCCUAUUUUACAUAAUUGCAAUUUUUCCAUAGAAAAUAAGGAAUGGCUGAUACAGUCUAUUAUUAAUGAACAUGUUAUUUUCAAAUCAUAA